ACAGCGAGAUGAGGGCCGUGUACCUGAGCUCCGUGCGCAGCCCCGCCCUCGGCAGCCGCUACAAGAUGGUGCACAGGCACUUCAACCCCUCGGCCAUCUUCUCCCAGAUCCCCGAGCAGGACGUGACCUAUGCUGAGGACAGUUUCUGCGUGGGGGAUGAGGAGGAGGAGGCUCCCAGUGGCUGCAGUGAGGAGGAAGAGUGUGUGGAUUUUGCUCUGCUCACCAGGGAGGGCAGCAGCAGCAGGCAGCGGUACCUGACCCGCCGCAGGAGGAGGCUGAGCCAGGCCCGGCGGGCCCCAGGGCAGAAGAAACCUUCCAGAAUCAUUGUCCUGAGUGACUCCAGCGAGGAGGAGACGGGAGCCAGCAGGGAGAGGCCCCUGGAAGCAGGGCAGCUCCCCAAGGCUCUGCCCUCAGCCCCCUCUGCACAGCCCAGGAGCGGGGCUGGGGAAGCCACAGCUCCUCGGGCUGGCGGGCAGGACACUGAGAGGCUGCUGGGCCUCGGAGCUUCCGUGUCUGGGAUGUUGGAUCCAGCCCCAGAGCAGCCAGGCAGGAGCACAUCCAUGCCCCCAGCGGGCUCUGGCUGCAGGAACACGGAUCUGCAGGCUGCUGCUGAGGUCAGUGCCCAGGGAAAGCGGGGAGCUUCCCUGUGGGAGAGAAUUCCUGGGCAGCAGCAGGAGUCAGGAAUCAGGGAAUGGUUUGGGGUGGGAGGGACCUAAAGCCCUUCCCAUUGCACCCCUGCCUUGGCAGGGACACCUUCCAUAGAGCAGCUUGUUCCAGCCUGGCCUUGUACAUUUCCAGCAGCAUCUCCCUUUCCUUGCUGCUAGAAGCUUUGUACUCCCAGGGUAACCUGGAGUAUUUCAGGAGUGAACAAAUUAAAACUGGCCUUAGAUUCUCCCUUGGUCAUGGAGGAUGGUGGGACAGCAGUGUGCACUGAUUCUUUGGGUUUGUAUAGAAACUCCUGGUUCACUGUCUGAAUUCAGGGCUUGGGUUUGUAUAGAAACUCCUGGUUC
This is a messenger RNA of Zonotrichia albicollis (white-throated sparrow), 1010 nucleotides long. NCBI's taxonomy places the organism in Eukaryota, Metazoa, Chordata, Aves, Passeriformes, Passerellidae. The record is from RefSeq and is a predicted model, not a curated record.